UGUGUUUAUAAAAAAAAUGUUCGACUUCGAUUUUGGAAAAUUGGAAUUUUUGAAAGUUGAAAGUUGUGAUAUUGGUUGAUAAAUUUGGAAAACAGUUGAUAGUUUCGAAAAUCUUGAUUAAGAAAUAUUAAUGAACAAAGAGGUGACGUUUCAUAUGCUUAGGAAUAAUAUUCUACACGACUUUUAUUGAGUAAUGAUACAAGAUAAUAUAGUUUUUGAUAUCAAAUUUUGAGCAUCGUUUCCUGGUAAACCAUAACCGUGCUGAUCCUGAUCUUUUGAGAUGACUGGCUUCAAUUUGUUCAACACGAAUACAACAGCAUCGACAGCUCCAACAGCUACGUUUGGCGCGUCUGCUACAGCCAAUACUUCGAGUACAUUUUUUGGUGCGAACACUUCGAGUUUUGGUAACCCAGCACCAGCUCAGAACACCACUUUUGGAAGCGGAGCCGCUACUGGAAAUAUAUCUUUUGGUUCACCGAAGCCGCAAACUAAUGUCACAUUUGGUGCUCCUGCGUCGACCAAUGCCGUCGGUGGGUUUGGAAGCGCCCAACCGACCGCAUCAUGUGGUACACCAACGACUCAAUCAAACUUGACUUUUGGAACGCCUAGUGCACAGCCUACUGCGAGUUUUGGAGCUUCUCCAGGUCAACCAAGUGCGAGUUUUGGAGCUUCUCCAGGUCAACCAAGUGCGAGUUUCGGAGCUUCUCCAGGUCAACCAAGUAUGGGUUUUGGAGCAGCUGCUGCGACACAACCGCAAUCAUCUUUCGGAGGGCUUCCCAGUUUUGGUUCACUGAAACCGCAGACUCCCACUACCAGCAGUGGUUUGUUCGGAUCGAUUGCGCUUGGGCAAGCUGGCGGCGUAUCAGGAACCAGUGCGCCAGCGUCGAAUACUAAUGUUGUUAAACCUACGUUCGGCGGCGGGCUUAGCUUUCCUGCGAGCACUUCGGCUGGCCAAACCGGAUUAUCUUUCGGGCUUAAACCAGCCAGUACGAUAACAACUACCAGCACCGCAACUCAGCCUAGUCUAUUCAGUAUGCCGACUCCUACCUCAGCUACAUCUACUGCUGCUGCACCUCAAACAGUAUCUUUCGGGUUGGGAAAUGUCUCGCAAAGUCCAUCAUUCGGUUCUAGUGCACCUUUACCUACGACUGCCGCCACUAUUCAACCAAUUCAGCCGGCUACUACGCAGACUAGUUUGGGUGGCAUAUCAUUCGCAGCGACGACUACUUCCGCUCCUUCGUUAUCGUUUGGUGGCUUAGGAACUACAGCAGCUACUACUUCAGCUGCUCCUUCAACGUCUGGCUUGUUGGGUUCGUCAUUCGGGGCCACUACCACCGCUUCGUCAUCAGGAGGGUUUUCGUGGCAAAAACCUGCAUCCGAAGCAACCACGUCCGCACCGAGUACAUCUGUUGGGUUAGGAGGUGUUGAUCAUACUGCUGUGUCGACUGCUCAGUCAACCGCCAACACUAUAGUUUCUGCCGAAGAACAAACGCUACCUAAUGAAAUCCAACAAACGGUGGCUUGCUUUAAAGAAUACGUCAAAACGCAGAAAAAUUUAAGCAGCGAGGUUGCUCGCACUUCUGCCGAACCGUUGACUAAACUAACCCAACAAAUUGGAGCUUUGAAUAAUCUUAUAUUAACUUUAGGAAGUGUUCUAUCUCAGCAAAAAUUCACCGCUGAAAAAAUCAAACUCGAAACGCUGAAAUCCUUGGAAGAUUACGAAUUAGCUCAAAAAAUUAAAGAUAGCCCGGUAGCAUCGGAAGAACGUAUGCUCGCUAUACGAAAAUAUUUUACCGAAAAAAUCUCCGCUUUUGAAGAAAGCGCCAAAACACUUCAAGAAAAAAUCGAAUACGUUUACCAGCACGUGAUAACAUUACCUCAAGAGAACAGUCUAACAGCCGAAGCUCUCAAAUUGAUCGUGAAAAAAUUACACGAUAGUUUCGUAGUGAUUGGAGCUCGAGCUUAUAAGUUGCACAACGAUAUGCAGUUGUUGAAAGUGCAAUAUUUGACGUUACGAAAUCAAUACGUUAAAGAUAAUUCUUCCAUUAGUUUCAGUCUAAAUAGAGAGCUUCAGUUGCCAUUUUCUAGCGUAAGGUCUAAAUCGAAUCCAGCAGAUUUUACUCUCGAAGGACCUAACCCGUUUUCUAAGACUGCCGGCGGAUCUUUCAAUUCUUUAUUGUUAACGUCGCAGAACAGAAACUUUCCAUCUACUACGACACCUUCGAAAGAUUGGGGUGUUUCUAGCUUCGGCGCAUCUAAACCCUUUGGAUUUCCAGAUACUUCGAGUGGUAGUUUUGAUCAGAAUUCUUCAUUCAACGCAUCCGGUUCUCAGCAGUUCAACUUACAAAAACCUCCUGUUGGUAAUAAACGUGGCAAAAGAUAGCAUUCAACUUUAAACCGUAAAUAAUUCGGUUACUCGUAGUACGACUUUUUACUGUAAAAUUUAUUUUUAUAUCAAUGCGAGAUAAUUCAUUUUUUGAAUUCGAGUUUUGUUUUUUUUUAAAUUGUACUAUGAAUUGAAGUUUAAUUUUUUUGUUACGUGUGUUACGCGUUUCCUAGAUUAAAUAUUAGAACAGCGAAUAAAAAUUUAAGAUUUUAUUAUGAAAAAUAAAAAAACAUUGUUUAAAUAAA
Messenger RNA from Planococcus citri (citrus mealybug), 2631 nucleotides. RefSeq names its product nuclear pore complex protein Nup58 (gene Nup58). The coding region runs from base 281 to 2383 and encodes 700 amino acids. Gene Ontology annotation, molecular function: structural constituent of nuclear pore. Gene Ontology annotation, biological process: nucleocytoplasmic transport. The transcript is spliced from 3 exons. Gene Ontology annotation, cellular component: nuclear pore. Lineage: Eukaryota; Metazoa; Arthropoda; Insecta; Hemiptera; Pseudococcidae. The record is from RefSeq and is a predicted model, not a curated record.